This is a messenger RNA of Micropterus dolomieu (smallmouth bass), 955 nucleotides long. RefSeq names its product transmembrane protein 132D-like. The record is from RefSeq and is a predicted model, not a curated record. Bases 1 to 924 code for a protein of 307 amino acids. Lineage: Eukaryota; Metazoa; Chordata; Actinopteri; Centrarchiformes; Centrarchidae. The transcript has 3 exons.
AUGUUGUUUCUUAAGGACCAUAAACAAAUAGCCGACUGUCGAGUCUUGGAGGGAUUGCCGAGAUAUUCCUCCAUCCCCACAUACCUGCCUGUCAACUACCAGGUGCUCAAUGCUGACUUGGCAUUCUUCCUGAAGGAAGCCAACCAGGACUUAAUGAGGAACUCUAGCCUGAUGUCACGCACUGAGCCCUUCUUCAUCUACCAGGCCAGAAGUUUGCCCUCAGUGAACGCUAGCUAUGGGCCCCUCUCUUUGGAGCAGCCUGUCCCUUUAGAGCUCCUACAGGCCCCAGGGACAUUUCCUGCCUCUUCCCUUUUUACUGUCAACUGGAAGGUGCAGACCUUUAUCAUGAAUACCAGGAUUCACUUGGCCAAGCCCAAAGUCCAGGUCCUGUUUUAUAUCGCAGGCAGGGACUGGGACGACUACAGUGCCAUAGAUAAACUGCCCUGCGUGCACAUGUUUGCUUUCCAUGAGACCCAGGAGGUGCGUGGCACUUGCCAACUGAAGGGGGAGCUGGGGCUGUGUGUGGCUGAGCUGGAGCCGUUGGCCAGCUGGUUCAGCCCACCCAGUGUAGUGCCAGGGCGACAGAGGAACCUCGAAGUGUCCGAGGGCACACCAGUGGAGCUUUACUACAUGCUGCAGUCCACAGAAGGAGGGGAGUGCCACUCAGAGGAGGCCAGGAAGGACAGCUUCAUUCGCUCAAGCCAGGAGGGACUGUUUGGUUCCUAUACCUCCACACCACUGAGAAGGAUCGGUGGUGUGAGGCUCUACCAGAACCCCACUCCACCACUGCUUGCUGAACACAGGCUGGAUAAUAACUUUAUGGUCAUGGUGCCAGCCACACCCAUGAGACAGAGGGAAACCAUCUCUGCUUUUAUCACUGUGUCAGCCUACUCUCCCGUGGAGAUGUUUACUCUCAGCCCGUGAUGGAGGAGAAGACAUGUGAGACACACACAGA